AACAAACAAACACACACGUCAGAAUAUACCUGACAAACCAGUUAGACCAGUGUCAGUAAAAGUGAAAGUCAGCAGCUCCAUUUUGUGACGAGUGAAAACUAAAAGAUUUCAGGAGUAAAAACACAAAUGAUGGAGGGAAAGAGAUCAGACUCACCUGAACCCAGCUGUGUGUCCAUGAAGAGUGACCAGUCAAUGGAACUUCUAAUUACCUUCAGAGACAGAGACAGUUCUACUGAUGUGAGACCACAAAAAUCAAACAUCAGCACAAAUCAGCUGGACUCUAUAUUCAAGGAGCUGGAACACAAAGUCAUCACUCUGAUAAAGAAUGAGCUGAAGAGGUUUAGGAAGCUCCUGAGUCCAGAUUACCCAGCAUGCACUGAGAGGGAGGUGGAGGAUGAGGAGGAUCUGCACAGUGUCAGACAGGGAGCGCUGAAGAUCACACUGCACGUCCUGAAGAACAUGAACCACACAGAUCUCGCUAACACACUGCACAACAAACUCGCCUCUUUGUAUCAGCCAAAGUUAAAGUCCAAUCUGAGAGAGAAGUUUAAAAGAAUUAAUGAAGGAAUCUCACAACAUGGAAACUCAGCACUUCUAAAUGAGAUCUACACAGAGCUCUACAUCACAGAGGGUUGGAGUGGAGACGUCAAUAAUGAACAUGAGGUGAGACAGAUUGAGGCAGCGUCCAGGAGAUCAGCAACACAGGAGAAACCCAUCAAAUGUAAUGAGCUCUUUAAAGACAAGUCCAUCAGAACUGUGCUGACUAAAGGAGUUGCAGGAAUUGGAAAAACAGUCUCUGUGCAGAAGUUCAUUCUGGACUGGGUUGAAGGAAAAGCAAAUCAGGACGUCACCUUCAUGUUCCCACUUCCCUUUAGAGAGCUUAAUCUGAUGAAGCAGCAAAAUCUCAGUCUGAUGAAACUUCUUCAUUACUUUUUCCCAGAAAUAAGAAAACUAGAAUCAAUAGACUGUGACUCCUACAAAGUGGUGUUGAUCUUUGAUGGUCUGGAUGAGUGUCGACUUCCUCUAAAUUUCCAGAAGAAUGAAAUAUUGUGUGAUGUGACAGAGUCAGCCUCAGUGGAUGUGCUGCUGACGAACCUCAUCAAGGGGAAUCUGCUUCCCUCUGCUCUCCUCUGGAUAACCACAAGACCAGGAGCAGCCAAUCAGAUCCCUCCUGAGUGUGUAGACCAGGUGACAGAGGUACGAGGCUUCAGUGAUCCUGAGAAAGUGCAGUACUUCAGAAAGAGGAUCAGUGAUAAGAGCCUGGCCAAUAAAAUCAUCACACACCUGAAGUCUUCAAGGAGCCUCUACAUCAUGUGCCACAUCCCAGUCUUCUGCUGGAUCUCAGCCACUGUUCUAGAGAGAAUGUUGGGUGAAGCAGAGGGUGGAGAGAUCCCCAAGACUCUGACUCAAAUGUUCACACACUUCCUGAUCUUUCAGAUCAAACACAAGGACCAAAAGUACCAUCAGGAAUGUGACCCUGAUCCUCAGCAGACCAGAGAGAGUAUCAUGGCACUGGGAAAACUGGCUUUCCACCAGCUGGAGAAAGGAAACCUGAUCUUCUAUGAGGAAGACCUGAGGGAGUGUGGCAUUGAUGUCAGAGAAGUGUCAGUGUACUCAGGAGUGUGUACCCAGAUCUUCAGAGAGGAGUUUGGGCUUCACCUGGGGAAGGUGUUCAGCUUCGUACAUCUGAGUGUUCAGGAGUUUCUGGCUGCUUUAUAUGUUUUUUUCUGCUUUAUUUUAAGAAAAACAAAUGUGGAACAAAGCACCGGACUUUUUAAUUUCUUCAGAAAUCCAAACAUGUCUGAUCUCCUCAGGACUGCAGUGGACAAGGCCUUACAGAGUGAGAAUGGACACCUGGACCUGUUCCUCCGCUUCCUUCUGGGCCUCUCACUGGAGUCCAAUCAACCUCUUUUACGAGAUUUAAUGCCACAGACAGGAAGCAGAUCUCACAGCAAACAGGAAACAGUGGAGUACAUCAAGCAGAAGAUCAGGGAGAAUCCAUCUCCAGAGAAAUCCAUCAAUCUGUUCCACUGUCUGAAUGAACUGAAUGAUGAUUCUCUAGUGCAGGAAGUACAAACUUACCUGAACAGAGAUUAUUACAGUCGUCUCAGUAACACCAGUCUCUCUCCUGCUCAGUGGUCAGCUCUGGUGUUUGUGUUACUGAACUCAGAACAGGAGCUGGAGGUGUUUGAUUUGAGGAAAUAUUAUGCAUCAGAUGAAGGUCUUCUGAGGAUGCUGCCAGUGGUCAAAGCCUCCAGAAAAGCUGUGCUGUUUCAGUGUAAUCUGACAGAGGAAAGCUGUAGAGUUCUGUCCUCAGUUCUCAGCUCAAACUCCUCCAGUCUGAGAGAACUGGACCUGAGUUACAAUGAACUGCAGGAUUCAGGAGUGAAGCUGCUCUCUGAUGGACUGAAGGACACACACUGUACACUGGAGAUACUGAGGCUGUGUUGGUGUAAUCUGACAGAGGAAAGCUGUAGAGUUCUGUCCUCAGUUCUCAGCUCAAACUCCUCCAGUCUGAGAGAACUGAUCCUGGGUGUCAAUAAACUGCAGGAUUCAGGAGUGAAGCUGCUCUCUGAUGGACUGAAGGAUCCACACUGUACACUGGAGAUACUGAGUCUGCAUGAGUGUAAUCUGACAAAGGAAAGCUGUAGACUUCUGUCCUCAGUUCUCAGCUCAAACUCCUCCAGUCUGAGAGAACUGAACCUGAGUAACAAUAAACUGCAGGAUUCAGGAGUGAAGCUGCUCUCUGAUGGACUGAAGGAUCCACACUGUACACUGGAGAUACUGAGGAUGUGUUUGUGCAGUUUUACAGAUAAAGGUUGUGCUGCUCUGGCUUCAGCUCUGAGGUCAAACUCCUCAUCAAACCUGAGAGAACUGGAUCUGAACUAUAAUUAUACAGUAGAACCAGGAGUGAAGCUGCUCUCUGAUCUACUGAAGGAUCCACACUGUAAACUGGAGACACUAAUGUGA
Tachysurus fulvidraco (yellow catfish) is the source of this 2970-nucleotide messenger RNA. RefSeq names its product NACHT, LRR and PYD domains-containing protein 12-like. Gene Ontology annotation, molecular function: protein binding. The transcript is spliced from 9 exons. NCBI's taxonomy places the organism in Eukaryota, Metazoa, Chordata, Actinopteri, Siluriformes, Bagridae. The record is from RefSeq and is a predicted model, not a curated record. The coding region runs from base 127 to 2970 and encodes 947 amino acids.